GGAAGUGGCGAGAAGAACCAUAUAAUAUGAAUAUGUCUAAUGCUACUGCCAACGAGUGCAAAGCAAAUAUUGUUGGUCGUAUGACCAAUAUUGUCGGAGAAAAUAUCAUAAUCCUACUUGCCAAUAUAUUUUUAUUAUUCUUUAGUUAUGAUGCA
Messenger RNA from Racocetra persica, 155 nucleotides. Lineage: Eukaryota; Fungi; Glomeromycota; Glomeromycetes; Diversisporales; Gigasporaceae. The record is from the annotation of a GenBank genome assembly.